Hyla sarda is the source of this 2425-nucleotide messenger RNA. RefSeq names its product cadherin-19-like. The transcript is spliced from 12 exons. Gene Ontology annotation, biological process: cell-cell junction assembly; adherens junction organization; homophilic cell-cell adhesion. Lineage: Eukaryota; Metazoa; Chordata; Amphibia; Anura; Hylidae. The record is from RefSeq and is a predicted model, not a curated record. Gene Ontology annotation, cellular component: catenin complex; plasma membrane; adherens junction. Bases 167 to 2425 code for a protein of 752 amino acids. Gene Ontology annotation, molecular function: cadherin binding; calcium ion binding.
CUAGAAACAGGAUGGAUGAGAUGGACUUUUACCAAACUGAUAGAAGACAAAAGUUUGGCUUCGAAGACUCAAAAAUUCUGUACUCCAAAGAACAGAUUGCAGAAAGUACAAUGUGAAGUAUACAUUAUCAAAAAAUUUCAAGGAUAUAUGUAUUUUUUUCAUUGGAAUGUCCAAUAUGAGAAACAUUUCUACACGGCUGUCUAUAUUGGUGAAUCUUUCCAUACUAUGGCCUUGCAUCCUAAGUCUGAACUUCAUGAACAUUCGUACUCAAGAAAUGAAUAAAGGAAAUCAUAUAAGGGUAAAGCGAGGAUGGGUAUGGGAGCCAUUGUAUGUCACUGAAGAACAAGAAGUGAAGAAGCCAAUGUAUGUUGGGCAGCUGAAAACUGACUCUGAUGGACAUGAUGACUCAAUUAAAUAUGUUUUAUUUGGAGAUGGAGCUGGAUCAAUAUUUGUAAUGAAUGAAUACUCAGGAAAGAUUUCUGUGCUGAAAAAACUUGACAGAGAAGAAAAGCCAUUUUAUACUCUCCGAGCCCAGGCUAGAAAUAGAUACACAGGUGUUCCUGUUGAAACAGAAUCCGAAUUUGUCAUCAAAGUCUUGGAUAUCAAUGACAAUGAGCCAAAGUUUAUUAAUGAACCUUAUAUAGCUGAAGUUUUGGAGAUGUCCCCUGAAGGCACAUACGUCACUCAAGUAAUUGCCACAGAUAAAGAUGAUCCAACAAAUGGAAAUAAUGCCAGAGUGGUUUACAGCAUUCUACAAGGACAACCACAAUUUUCUAUUGAGAUUAAAUCAGGAAUCAUUCGAGUUGGUUCACAAAUGGACAGAGAAACUAAAGACCAAUAUCAAGUUAUAGUACAAGCUAAAGACAUGAUCGGCGAACCUGGUGCACUCUCAACCACAACCACUGUAAUAAUUAAUGUACUGGAUGUCAAUGACAAUGCACCAAAAUUUCCCCAAAAGACAUACGAGAUGUCAAUAAUAGAAUCAGGCAUUGCUGGAGACAUUGUUGGAACACUUUUGGCCUACGACAUUGACAUUGGCAAAAAUGCAGAAAUUACAUAUUCAAUAGAAGAAAGGGGGGAUUACAAUAUGUUCAAUAUAAGUACUGAUAGUUUGACGCAAGAAGGAAUAAUAACACUAAACAAGCUAGUUGACUUUGAAAGCAGAAACAGAAGAUACAACAUUCAAGUAAGAGCAGAGAACACAAACAAACCUGAACUAUUUGACACGGCGACCAUAAGAAUCUAUGUUGUUGAUGUAGAUGAACCUCCAGUGUUUCUUGAAAGACAAUAUUUCAUGGAAAUACCUGAAAAUGCCACGGUUGGGUCAUAUGUUGGUUCUGUGACUGCGAAAGACCCUGACAACACUAAUGCCAUAAUAAGAUAUGACAUUCUUCACAGCAAGUUCUCUGGAUUAUUUGAAAUUGAACCAAAUAAUGGUUCUGUCUUUACUAUUAAAUCACUGGAUCGAGAAGUAGAUUAUUGGCAUAAUAUAACAGUAACUGCAACAGAGGCGAAAUUCCCUGCCUUAGUAUCACAUGUGGCUGUGUUUAUUCGAGUUAUGGAUGUCAAUGAUAAUGCUCCUCAACUUCAAAGCUUACCUGAUAUUUAUGUUUGUGAAAAAGCAAGAAUUGGACAGACUGUAUACACUGUAACGGCAGCGGACAAAGAUGAACCUAAACCCAGCCAACCUUUCUCCUUUACCCAACCUCCUGAGGAAUCAAUCAAUGCAAAUUUUACUAUUGCAGACAAUGGAGAUAACACGGCAACCAUUUUGACAGCUCAAGAGGGAUACAGCUUUCAAGACAAUCCAUUGUUUUACUUGACAGUUAUAAUAAGUGACAAUGGGACGCCUGCACUCAGCAGUACCAGCACUAUAACCAUUAAAGUGUGUGACUGUGGCAUUGAUAACAACACCCAAUCUUGUGGGAAAGGAGGAUAUUUCUUUACCUUUAUGAACUCUGGAGUGGUCAUUGCUAUUGCGGUUUUCAUCCUCUUAAUUUUAGUGUUGGCUUUACUUGUGCAUGUGAGAUUCCGGAAAAAUCCCAAUAUGAUAAGUGAGAAAGGAGAAGACUUAAAAGAAAAUAUUGUCAAGUAUGAUGAUGAAGGAGGAGGGGAAGAGGAUACAGAAGCUUUUGAUAUUACUGGACUUAGACAUCACACAGUAAUGCGAGAACGAAAGCCAAAGAGGACAAUAAGAACUGAUAUUCAAAGUAUGUAUCGAUUGUCACUGGGGCUUGGUCCCGAUGUUGCCAUAUUUAAAGAGUUCUUAUCAGAAAAAUUAGAGGAAGCAAAUACAGAUGCAACUGUUCUCCCUUUGGACUACCUGCAUUGCUAUGCCUUUGAAGGUACAGGUUCUCUCUCUGGAUCACUUAGCUCACUUAGCUUUACUGAGGCAAAUGUAUCAGAGAUUGACUCAUACUAUUAA